AGUAAUCGUAUGUGGAGGGGCGAACUCAGUAAGAGCUAUAAGUUCGUUGAAAGUUGAGCUACGAUGAAAAAAUUUGGAGCUUUCGUGUGCCUGGCACUGCUGCUGCUGCUCCAUAAUGGCGAUUUGGUGGAGGCCAGGGAUGAGGACAUCUGCCGACUGUUCUCGAACAAUACGGUGAUCCGGGAUCCCGAUUCGUGCAGCCAAUCGAUCACCUGCAUCGACCAUGUGAGCCACUACAGCACCUGCUCGGGAUCCACACCGUUCUUCGACAAGGACACCGGAAAGUGUGUGAAGAGCCUGUCGUCUUCCACCUCCAGCUGUUCGAUAUCCUGCCAGGGUGUGGCCACCCACUUCCUGGCCGACCCGAAGUCCUGCUACGGGUACUACUACUGCGCGGAUCAGGAGACGCCCUUGUACGGCAGCUGUCCGCAGGAUACCCACUUUAAUGCCACCACCCAGACGUGCACCCGCCUGUACGAGUCGGAUUGCACCACCAGCAGCUUCGAGUACUGUAGCAUCGUGAAGAACAGUGUGAACUUCGACAACCUGGCCGGAUGCAACCAGUACCACCUGUGUGAGAAGGGCGUCCUGAAGGACAAGACCUGUUCGAGCACCAUGUACUACCAGGCCAGCACGGGCACCUGUGUGGCCAAGGCCCUGGUGGACUGCGAUGCCCAUCCGCUGCCCACCAAUGUCUGUGGCAAGGCCAGCAAGCCCACCGAGAACAAGUUCGUGUCCGAUGGAGCCACUUGCCGCGGCUAUUUCUUCUGUGCCAAGCAGAAGGACGGCACUCCGGACGCGAAUCCCGCCUGGAAUCAGUGUCCCCAGGACCGAUUCUUCGACCAAUCCAACCAGAAGUGCAACUACCCCAAUUUGGUCAAGUGCACCGCCGAUCGUUGCGAUGGUCGCAGCCCCACUUUCGUGCUCAGCAGCACCUCGGGCUGCCGGAACUAUCUGGUCUGCUCGGGUGGAGUCACCUUGCAGGAGAAGUCCUGCGGCAACUACUUCUUCGACGAGGACCUGGGUGGCUGCGUGCCAAACGUAAAGACCUACACCGCGUGCUAGGAGUAUGUACUUUGAAUAAAGCUCAGCAAUAAAUGUGAUAUGGUUAA
Drosophila gunungcola (fruit fly) is the source of this 1112-nucleotide messenger RNA. Its product is annotated as peritrophin-44. The record is from RefSeq and is a predicted model, not a curated record. Gene Ontology annotation, cellular component: extracellular region. Bases 64 to 1065 code for a protein of 333 amino acids. Gene Ontology annotation, molecular function: chitin binding. The transcript has 2 exons. NCBI's taxonomy places the organism in Eukaryota, Metazoa, Arthropoda, Insecta, Diptera, Drosophilidae.